This is a messenger RNA of Suillus plorans, 1094 nucleotides long. RefSeq lists its product as uncharacterized. The transcript is spliced from 14 exons. Lineage: Eukaryota; Fungi; Basidiomycota; Agaricomycetes; Boletales; Suillaceae. The record is from RefSeq and is a predicted model, not a curated record. Bases 15 to 1094 code for a protein of 359 amino acids.
CGUGAUCAUAAUUAAUGCGUGGUUUGUCCUUGAUUGACGCUGCUAGGUCAUUGAUGAUCUGGGAGAUUCGUGCUUUCUGGUAUAGGUCAUUGAUGAUCUGGGAGAUUCGUGCUUUGAUUCGGGUCUGGUAUAGGUCAUUGAUGAUCUGGGAGAUUCGUGCUUUGAUUCGGGUCUGGUAUAGGUUAUUGAUGAUCUGGGAGAUUCGUGUUUUGAUUCGGGUCUGGUAUAGGUCAUUGAUGAUCUGGGAGAUCCGUGCUUUGAUUCGGGUCUGGUAUUGGUCAUUGAUGAUCCGGGAGGUUUGUGCUUUGAUAUCGGUUGAAACACGCUAUGCACUUGAUCGCGAUGUGCACGCCACUGGACACGUGACUAAGGCAUCAGAUGUCAAAAUUUUUAACUUACAUCAUUUUAUCAGCCGCGGGUCGCAAUCCAGUGCCUUUGAUAGGUCCAAUCAAUUCAAGCGACUCGCGUUAUUUUACGAGAAGGAAUCAGUGUUGGCUCCAGUCAGCACUGAAAAACUUCCACCUCCAGACCCACGCCUUCAUCACCAACUAUCUCACCACCGCAAUUCUCCCGUGCAUAUACACAAACUACUUCAGGACAACAAAGAUGAUCCAGCAUUUAAGCAAUUCAUCCCCAAACUCAAGGAUCACGUAUUGUGUUGCUUAUGGGUGCAAGAUAGUGAUGGCCCCACUGAAUUUUCUAGUGAUGACAGAAACAACAUUGUCAUAUGCAACAAUCCUGUUCGACCCAUCCCUACUGGUGGAGCGAACACACAGAAAACUCAAAUGGAGAUCUUAUUUGUCAGAUGGUUUGAUCCAGUUCAACACCACCAUUCUGGGAUUAAAGCAGCUCGUCUCCCCAAAGUUGCCUUUGUACCUGAGAUCAAUGACUCUGCAUUCAGCUUUGUUGAUCCUGCCUCAGUAGUUUGUGGGGUACACCUGAUCCUAGCAUUUGCAGAUGGAAGGGUCCAGUCUACACUGCAGCAAAAGUCUGUGGGAUGCAUACGGAGAGAGGAUGACGAAUGGACCUCAUAUUAUGUUAACAUUUUUGUUGAUUGCGAUAUGUUCAUUCGUUUUACUAGCACUGGUGUCUAG